Molecule: messenger RNA, 1831 nt
Organism: Syngnathoides biaculeatus (alligator pipefish)
Lineage: Eukaryota; Metazoa; Chordata; Actinopteri; Syngnathiformes; Syngnathidae
Gene: slc35f6
Product: solute carrier family 35 member F6
Exons: 6
Coding region: 65-1201 (378 amino acids)
Biological process (GO): transmembrane transport
Cellular component (GO): membrane; intracellular membrane-bounded organelle
Molecular function (GO): transmembrane transporter activity
Source: RefSeq, a predicted model, not a curated record
GAUUUGAGACUACUCGGUGGUCUCCCUUGCCCCGGAUUCAUUCGCCCCGUUCACACUCCGGGAGAUGGCGUGGACCAAAUACCAGCUGUUCCUCGCGGGACUUAUGCUGAUAACCGGCUCCAUAAACACGCUGUCGGCGAAAUGGGCAGACACGUUCAGCGCCCAGGGUUGCCACGGUGACCCCGAACAUGCAUUCUCUCACCCGUUUGUCCAGGCCGUGGGGAUGUUUUUGGGAGAAUUCAGCUGUCUGGGCGUCUUCUACAUCCUGCUUUGCCACGACCGGCGUAGGCCCGAGCCCAGCGUGAACCCGGGCCGGAGUUUCAACCCUCUUCUCUUCUUCCCCCCCGCCAUGUGCGACAUGUUGGCCACCUCAACCAUGUAUGUCGCUCUCAACAUGACCAGCGCCUCCAGUUUCCAGAUGCUGCGCGGCGCCGUCAUCAUCUUCACGGGUCUACUUUCGGUGGCGUUUCUCGGGCGCCGGCUGUUGACCAGCCAGUGGAUCGGAAUCCUCGUCACCAUCCUGGGUCUGGUGAUUGUGGGCCUCGCCGACUUCGUCAGCGGGCACCGCGACGACGCCCACAAACUCAGUGACGUCAUCACCGGUGACCUUCUGAUCAUCAUGGCUCAGGUCAUCGUCGCGGUCCAGAUGGUCCUAGAAGAAAAGUUCGUCUACAAACAUGACGUCCAUCCCCUGCGGGCUGUUGGAACUGAAGGUUUCUUUGGCUUCUUCGUUCUGUCACUGCUGCUCAUCCCCAUGUAUUUCAUCCACGUGGGCGAGUUCAGCGACAACCCCCGUCAGGUCCUGGAGGACGCGCUGGACGCCUUCUGCCAAAUCGGAUUCCGCCCCCUCAUCUUGCUGGCGCUGCUCGGCAACACGGUCAGCAUCGCCUUCUUCAACUUCGCCGGCAUCAGCGUCACCAAGGAGAUCAGCGCGACGACCCGCAUGGUGCUGGACAGCCUGCGCACGCUGGUGAUCUGGGCGCUGAGCCUGGCGCUGGGGUGGGAGCAGUUCCACGGGCUGCAGGUGCUGGGCUUUUUGGUCCUGCUGCUGGGGACGGCGCUGUACAACGGACUCCACCGCCCGGCGCUGGCCCGGAUGCCGUGCUGCGCCGGGCUGGCGGCCGUGGAGGAGGAGAGCGACGCGGCGGAGAGGGAGGGACUCCUGGGAAACGGCAGCGUGCAGACGCCUCGCGAAAGCUAAAUACGUCGACGGUACACUUUGCACAAAACCCGACGUCCUCAACUCGAAACACUGUACUUUUUUAUACAUUUUUUUUAAGUGAUGGAUUUCUAGCAUCUGUCUUAUUUUGAUCUGUCUUUCAAAGAUAGAAACCAUUUUACAGAUAAUUAGGACGUUUUAUGAAUUGUACUUGAGAGUCACUGCCUGGCGGGUUUCCUAAUUUUAUUUUAAUUUUAUUUUGAAGUGAAUUCUAUUUGCGAGCGUAUUUUUUUUUUUUUUUUUUUUUUUUAGGAAUCUGUCUUGGCAGGGAGACGGUGCCAAAUUGUAAUAAUAAUGAAAAAAAAUGGAUUACCAGUUUAAGGCACUACAGCAUGUUGUACUUCAUCACCACGGCAACCAUCAGUUGUGGUAAAUAUGGAAUUUUUAUGAUUGAAAGCCGCAUCUGAGCCUGGUGACCCCUUAAAGCGUUUUUUUUUUUCAUUUCUUUUUUUAAGUUAACUUGUGUCACAUGCUGACCGAAGUUGUAUAAAUCCUGCAUCCGUUUCGUUUCAUUUUGCUAUAAAUUUAAAAAAAAAAAAAUUAAUUAAAAAGAAACUGUCAUUAAACUACACUAUUUGAAUCGCACCCUGGUAAAUAAUUUGUCAUGUUUCA